Messenger RNA from Aphanomyces astaci, 1559 nucleotides. Its product is annotated as tRNA pseudouridine(55) synthase. Gene Ontology annotation, cellular component: box H/ACA snoRNP complex. Gene Ontology annotation, molecular function: RNA binding; pseudouridine synthase activity. The transcript has a single exon. Lineage: Eukaryota; Oomycota; Saprolegniomycetes; Saprolegniales; Verrucalvaceae. Gene Ontology annotation, biological process: mRNA pseudouridine synthesis; box H/ACA sno(s)RNA 3'-end processing; rRNA pseudouridine synthesis. The record is from RefSeq and is a predicted model, not a curated record. Bases 58 to 1464 code for a protein of 468 amino acids.
GGUUGGGCUCGCACGACGCACGAGUACUGGUCAACCAUUCCUUGAUCGUAUCUGAAAAUGGCGGAAGAUAAGAAGUCCCUGAAGAAGAAGUCCAAGGAGGUGCAUGAACUCAUCGCUCCUGAAGCGACCACCCCAGUGCUGGACACGUCCAAAUGGCCACUCCUUCUCAAGAACUACUCGAGCUUGAACAUCCGCACGGGCCACUACACGCCCAUUGCCAGCGGGUCCACCCCUCUCAAGCGCAACUUGAACGACUACGUGCGCUAUGGUGUGAUCAACUUGGACAAGCCUGCGAACCCGUCGUCCCAUGAAGUCGUGGCGUGGAUUCGUCGCAUCCUCCGCGUGGAAAAAACCGGCCAUAGCGGCACCUUAGAUCCCAAGGUCACGGGGUGUUUGAUCGUGUGUGUGGACCGCGCGACUCGGUUGGUCAAGUCCCAGCAAGGCGCCGGGAAGGAGUACGUGGCCAUCGUCCGUCUUCACAGCGCCAUCGAAAGCCAAGCAGUGUUGGCGCGCGGCAUCGAAACGCUAACCGGCGCGUUGUUCCAGCGCCCGCCGCUGAUUUCCGCGGUGAAGCGCCAACUGCGCAUCCGCACCAUCUACUCGUCCAAGCUCAUCGAGUACGACCAAGACCGUCACCUGGGUGUGUUCCACGUCAGCUGCGAAGCCGGCACGUACAUCCGAACCCUGUGUGUGCACUUGGGGUUGGUGCUCGGUGUGGGCGGCCACAUGCAAGAGCUCCGACGCGUGCGGUCAGGCGUGCUCGGCGAGGCCGACACGAUGGUCACCAUGCACGACGUGUUGGACGCGCAAUAUGCGUUCGACACGUACAAGGACGAGACGUACUUGCGCCGCAUCGUGCGGCCGUUGGAAGUGCUGCUCACGACUUACAAGCGUAUCGUGGUCAAGGACAGCGCCGUCAAUGCCGUGUGCUACGGCGCCAAGUUUAUGGUCCCCGGUCUGCUUCGGUUUGCUGACGACAUUGACAUCAACGAAGAGGUCGUGCUCAUGACAACCAAGGGCGAAGCGAUCGCGAUCGGGAUUGCCCAGAUGACCACCGCCGUCAUGGCAACAUGCGACCACGGCGUCGUAGCCAAGAUCAAGCGCGUCAUCAUGGAGCGCGAUACGUACCCCCGACGCUGGGGAUUGGGUCCCAUGGCCCAAAAGGUUAAGGGGCUCGUGAAAGACGGCAAGAUUGGCAAGUUUGGCAAAGUGAACGCGAGCACCCCCGCCGACGUUUCCAAGGUGUACAAGGAGGCCAAGGAGGAUAAGGAAGUGGUGGUGCCGCCGUUGGUGCAAGAAGUCAAGGAGGAUGAAGUGGUCAAGAAGGAAAAAAAGGAGAAGAAGAAGAAGGCCAAGCGCGACGCCGAAGAAGUUCAAGUUCAAGAGGCCGCGGACGCCGACGAACCGGAAAAGAAGAAGUCGAAAAAGAAGAAGAAGAAGGCGGACGGCAACGACAGCGACUAGACAAACGUGUUGUUGCUCCGACGAGUUAUCGAGACGAGGCUAGGACUAUAAAUGUGAUAUAUAUAACAAGACAACACACAAUACUAACACUACAG